ACGUUGGUUAGAUCUAAUUGUUGUGCAAGUGGUGUUUUCUUUCAGUUUUGCAUGUGUAUAUUCGUAUAGAUUUUAAUUGUGAAAGAAAUUAUGGAAACAUUGUAAACAAUACAAUUCUUCUGAAACAUAAAAAUGAUUAUAUAUUAAAAGUAUAGUCUUCAAACGUAGAGACAAAGGAUACCUGGAAACGUUUUACUAUCUAACCUUACUUUUCUAAAACAUUCAACAAUGAAUUCCCCAGGAUCUCAAGCUUUAGAGGCUGCAAAAAAUAUGAAAGAUAUGGCAGUAUUUAAGAAACCGGUAGGUGUAGUUAAAAGGUAUAAAAAACUGCAGCCAAAGAUUUUAGAUGAGGAUUCGUACAUAAAAAGAAUGGGAGAAAUUAUUCAAAGGGAUUUCUUCCCCCAUUUGGAUAAACUACAAGCACAAAAUCAGUAUUUGGAUGCACUGGAACAGAAUGAUGUGAAGAAGAUGAGAGAAAUUUAUGAGAAGUAUAGUUCAGGACGACCGGCAACUGAAAGACCUGCUAGUCCAGCAACAUUUGAAACACCUAUGAAUAAGGCAGAGUCAGAAGAUGAACAGUUCAAAUCAUCAAAAACAUCAGAAAACAUACCUGCUGAUACAAAUGCAAAAGAUAAUGAUAAAACAGAAGUUAAAACUGGAUUGGACGCGUAUUUGAGUACACAUACAAGCGAAGAUAAUGCUAGUUUUGAAGAGAUGAUGGUUGAGGCUGAAAAAAGGCUUAAGUUAAAAUUUGCUUGGCUUUAUGAAGCUGAAGAGAAUUCAAAGGCAUUAACUAAUGGUAAUAAUGUAAAUACCUUGGCUAUUGAAAAUGGUGAUGAGAAGCCUAAUCAGUUGGACAGUUGGAGUUAUAAAAAUAAAAAUUACAUUAUGUACGUUCCUGAUGGUGUUGAAUUAACUCCAGAUGAAAGGAUAGAUCUAGCUAAAAAAAGACAAAUGGUAUUGCAUGAGAAUACAAGGUUGCGAAUCAAUCCAUUCAAUGAACAACAAAAUAAAGAAACUAUUAAUGAAUUGGCAAAGAACCAAUCAAAGGCUAAUGAUGGUAAGAUUGGUGUUGAUGGAAAAGAAAUUGUUAGAAACCCAACCCCUAGGGUCAAUGGAUUUAGUUUUGUGGCAACUCCAAGUCCGCGACCAGGAGAAUGUGAAAGUCCUUUAAUGACAUGGGGUCAGAUUGAAGGUACACCGUUUAGAUUAGAUGGUGGAGAUACCCCUUUACUAAGAACAAGUCAAGGACCAUCGUUUAGAAUGGCAGAACCUCCAAAAAGAGAACAGCUUGCGCUGCAGUUGGCGGAAAAAGCUGGCGAAAGGCACAGGGAUAGAAAGAUUAAAGCCCUAGAAGCAGCAAGAAAAUCGUUAGCAACCCCAUCUCCAAGAUCAACCAUAGACCGUCUGAGUACUAUGUCCCCAGCAGCUAGAAGAUUAGCUACUCAGAAACUUCGUAUUGCAAAUACGCCGACGCCGCGAAGAACUCCAUCUUCGAGGACACCUUCAAUAGGUAUUAGAACACCCAGUACUCCACGACUGAGUACACCUUCCAAACCUGAAAUCCUUGAAUCUGGGAACACCAGUACGCGAUGCCUGGGUCCGGUACUUACCGAUAAUUUACUUAAUUUACCUCUUCAGAGGCAAAGAGCAGCUGAUUUUUUUAAUAAGUAAAGUAAAUAAAACUAUAUCUUUAUUUCAAUACUGUGUAUUGUGUAUAUUGUUGUAAAUAUAUUAGUAUAUGGUUAAACGAAUAAUAUGAGUUUAUACGUACUAUAAAUAUUAACUGUGUAUAUCAUAUCAUUCAUAUUUUAUAAUAAAAUCUUACCAGUAAA
This is a messenger RNA of Osmia bicornis bicornis, 1835 nucleotides long. RefSeq names its product splicing factor ESS-2 homolog (gene Es2). The record is from RefSeq and is a predicted model, not a curated record. NCBI's taxonomy places the organism in Eukaryota, Metazoa, Arthropoda, Insecta, Hymenoptera, Megachilidae. Gene Ontology annotation, cellular component: catalytic step 2 spliceosome. The transcript has 3 exons. The coding region runs from base 229 to 1674 and encodes 481 amino acids.